GUACUACCAUGGCCGCGACGUUCUUGCUGCUGGGGUGCCUGGCAUCCACGCACGCUUGGGGUGGGCUGUUCAACCGGUUCAGCUCCGACAUGCUCGCGAACCUUGGCUACGGCAGGGGGCCGUACCGCCACUACGCUUACGGACAGGUGGAUCCCGAGGAGAUGUACGCGGAGGCGCUGGAAGGCAACCGCAUCGAUGACGUCAUAGAAGAGCCUGCCGCCGCGCACUGCUACAGCUCCCCGUGCGCCACCAACGGUGACUGCUGCCGCGGACUCGUCUGUUUAGAUACAGAUGACGGAGGGCGCUGCUUGCCAGCAUUCGCCGGUCGGAAGCUGGGAGAGAUGUGCAACAGGGAGAACCAAUGCGACGCCGGCCUUAUCUGCGAGGAGGUUGUACCAGGUGAAAUGCGCAUCUGCCGUGCACCGACUGCGGGCCAUAAGCAAUACAACGAGGACUGCAACGCCUCUAGUGAGUGCGACAUCACGCGCGGACUGUGCUGCAUCGUGCAACGCCGCCACCGACAGAAGCCGAGGAAGAGCUGUGGAUACUUCAAAGAACCUCUAGUCUGUAUCGGUCCUGUGGCCACAGACCAAAUACGCGAAUUCGUACAGCACACAGCUGGCGAAAAGCGCAUUGGUGUAUACAGGCUGCAUUAA
Molecule: messenger RNA, 656 nt
Organism: Chilo suppressalis (striped riceborer)
Lineage: Eukaryota; Metazoa; Arthropoda; Insecta; Lepidoptera; Crambidae
Source: the annotation of a GenBank genome assembly